CUUUCUUCCCUCUCUGAUCUCUCUGCUCUCCCCUCUGUCUCUCCCUCCCCUUUCCUCCCUUCUCUCUCCUUUGCUCUCUCCCAUUCUUUCUUCCCCCUCUCUGAUCUCUCUCUGCUCUUUCCCUUUCUCUAUCUCUUUUCCUCCCUCUCCCCCUCCCUCCCCUUUUCUCUUCCUCCCCUUCCCUCCCUUCUCUCUCUUCCUCUCUCCUUUGCUCUCUCCCAUUCUUUCUUCCCCCUCUCUGCUUUCCCUUUUUCUAUCUCUCUUCCUCCCUCUCCCCCUCCCUCCCCUUUUCUCUUCCUCCUCUUUCCUCCCUUCUCUCUUCCUCUCUUUUGCUCUCUCCCAUUCUUUCUUCUCCCUUCUCUGAUCUCCCCUCUUUCUGUCUCUCUCCCUCCCUCCCCUUUUCCUCCCUUCUCUCUCUUCCUCUCUCCUUUGCUCUCUCAUUCUUUCUUCUCCCCUCUGAUCUCUCUGCUCUCCCCUCUUUCUGUCUCUCUCCCUCCCUCCCCCUUUCCUCCCUUCUCUCUUCCUCCUUUGCUCUCUCCCAUUCUUUCUUCCCCCUCUCUGAUCUCUCUCUGUUCUUUCCCUUUUUCUCUCUUCCUCCCUCUCCCCCUCCCUCUCUCUUCCUCUCUCCUUUGCUCUCUCCCAUUCUUUCUUCCCCCUCUCUGAUCUCUCUCUGUUCUUUCCCUUUUUCUCUCUCUUCCUCCCUCUCCCUCCCUCCCCUCUCUCUUCGUCUCUCCUUUGCUCUCUCUCUCUCCCAUUCUUUCUUCCCCCCUCUCUGAUCUCUCUCUGCUCUUUCCCUUUUUCUGUCUCUUUCUCCCUCCCCGUCUCUUGUCUCUCUGUCUCCUCCAUCCCUCCUUUGCCAUUUGGACCUCUCGACCUCAUUCUCUGUGGAGAGCUUGAGCCCUUGCCAGGGCAGGUGGGAAAGGAAUCACAAUCCUCCUCUUCCUCCCUCCAUCUUUUCUGGGUCUCUGUCUUUCCCCUGCCCCAUCUCUGUCUCAUCUACCUUCUCUUCCCCAUGCCCUGUCUGGCUGACCAUCUGGCCUUCCUUGCACCCUGUUUUGGGGCCCCAGAGCACUCUCCCAUCUCCCAGGCUGCUCUCUCCUCUUACCCAAGGGGUUCCCCUCCCUCUUUGCCCUUCUCUGGCCAGCUUUCACUGGGAAGCCCAUGUGGUAUCUCUGUCCUUCCCUCCUCCUCGGGGGUCCGGUCCCAGGCCAUCCCCCGCUAUCUAGGCCUCAUCUCUCUCCUCUUCUCUCCUGCAGUGCCAAGCCUUGCUGCGGCCAUGCCUCCUGCCCUGUUCCUGUGUCCCCUCUUCUUGGCCUCUGCCCUGGGCCCAGCCCUGGCCUUGGCUCACCUGCCCAACAACACCAGCUUGGCAGCCACAGGCCCCCUCCCGGCCCUGCUGGCCCACCUGCGCCGGCUGACAGGGACUGUGGCUGGGAGCAGUGGGGGGAGCAGCGGGGCGCCGGCCAACAGCACCUCAGGGGGUGGAGGGCAGGCGGCUCGGGCCCCCCUGCCCGCAGAGCUGUGCCAUGGCUACUACGACGUCAUGGGCCAGUACGACGCCACCUUCAACUGCAGCACAGGCUCCUUCCGCUUCUGCUGUGGCACCUGCUAUUACCGCUUCUGCUGUGAGCACCGCCACAUGCGCCUGGCCCAGGCCUCCUGCUCCAACUACGACACCCCAGUCUGGGCCUACACGCCCCAGCCCUCUGGCGCUGGCGGGGCAGGGGCCGGCGGGGACGGGGCGGGGCCCGGCCCGGGCCAGACCGGCUGGCUGGAUGGGAACCGGGCAGGGGCUGGGGCUGGGGGUGCCGGAGGCCGGGGCGGCGAGGGCCCAGGGGGCAGCACGGCCUACGUGGUGUGUGGCGUCAUCAGCUUCGCCUUGGCUGUGGGUGUAGGUGCCAAGGUGGCCUUCAGCAAAGCGUCCCGGGCCCCCCGGGCUCACCGGGAGAUCAACGUGCCCAGGGCCCUGGUGGACAUCCUGAGGCACCAGGCCGGGCCAACCACCCGCCCAGACCGGGCCAGGAGCAGUUCCUUGACUCCAGGCCUGGGGGGACCUGACAGCAUCCCAUCCCGCCCACCCAAAAACCUCUAUAAUCCUGUCAAGGCCUCCAACCACGACACCCUGCAUCAUAACUACAUCCAUCUCAACGUGAACAGCCCCAAGCAUCACGCUGCCACCCUGGACUGGCGGGCACAGCCUCCGCCCAGCCCGGCUCUCCAUUACUCGACCCUCUCGUGCUCCCGCUCCUUCCACAACCUCUCCCACCUGCCCCCGUCCUACGAGGCCGCCGUCAAGUCUGAGCUCAGCAGAUACUCUUCCCUCAAGAGGCUGGCCGAGAAGGACCUGGACGAGGCCUACAUGAAGAGGCGGCACCUGGCCGGGGAGCUGCCCCGCGGGACGCUGCCGCUUCAUGCCAUGCGCCGGCCGGGCACCGGGGGCGGGGGCUACGAAGGCUGGGGCAGCCCCGAGGAGGCGGCCCCCGUCCCCAACCCCCGGCGGGUCAUGUCUCAGGAGCACCUGCUGUCGGACGGCGGCCGCGGCUCCCACUACGAGUUCACCCUGCCCAGGGCCCGCCUGGUCUCCCAGGAGCGCCUCCUGCUCUCGUCCCCCGAGGCCCUGCAGAGCCAGGAGCGGCUCCUGUCGCCCCCCCGGAGCCCCGCCCCCCCGCCCGACCCUCCUCGGGGUGGCCUGGCAGCCUCACACACCAACCUGCUCCUGGGGCCCGGCCCCCCCACGCCCCUACACGGCCUGCCGCCCCCCCUCCAUGCCCACCACGCCCACCACGCCCACCACCUGCGCCACGGCCUGCCCGCCUGGGGGGGGAUGGGGCCGGAGGCGGGGGGCGGGGGCACCCUGGCACGGAGGCCCCCCUUCCAGCAUCAGGGGGGCCUGGAGACCCUCCAGUUCAUCCCGGGCCACCACCACCCUCAGCACCUUCGCACAGCCAGCAAGAAUGAGGUGACGGUCUGAGGGGGGGAAGCCUUCCCUCCAGAGGCGCCCAGCCAGCGGCGCCAGGGCCAGGCUCCGGCCUCCGGCCUCCAGAGGCUCCAUCCCGCCUGUGACAUCACCUCCAGAGGUUCGGGCCUCUACAUGACCCUCCCCCUCCAAGAUGCCGCUUCCAGAUGCUCCACCUCUUCCUCUGGGUGACUGUAUCUCCUGAGGCUCUUCCUUCCAGUGACGUCGGCAUCCCUCCUGUUCCCACUUCUUGUGACAUCACUGCCAAAGCCUUGUGACAUCAUCUCCAAAGCCCCGCCCCUUCCCAGGACACCAUUCCCAUAGGAUUCAUUUCCCCAUGAUGUCAUCUCCAAAGCCCCGCCCCUUCCUGUGGCAUCAUUGCCAGCAGUUCCCAUGAUUCCUGAGGUGCUAGAGGCUAAUUGACUCCCUAGGCUCCUUCCCCCCUGCUGGAUGCCCUCCUUCCUGUGAUGUCAUCUCCAAGUCUCCAGUUCUGGAGGCUGGACCCUUCUGUGGCUGAAUCCCUUCCUGGGGCGCCCCCCUCCCUUGUUCGCUGGGGAUGCCUCUCUGCCGAGGGCCGAACCUCUUCCUGUUCCUGUGAUGUCCGGCCGUCAGCCUCCACUUCGAGACAGACUCCGAGACUCCGACUCUUCCUGGGAUCUUGGCGAGGGGGUAGGGCCUGGGCAGGAGCAGAGCAUGAGUCCCGGCCUCUGACCCCCCUCCCGUCCAUCCUCUCCAGGGCCUCCUCCUCCUCCCCUGACGUCCCAUGAAGGAGUCGGGGCAGAAUGGCGGCCGUCCUUACCUCGACCUUCUCCAAAUGGUCUUGCAGCCUGUGCCGGAGACCUCCAGGCGCCCGACCCGACCCUCUUGUGGCGGCCAUGACAGCAGGGAGCCCUUCCUGUUAUCAAGAUUACAUCCGCCUCUUUGCUAGCUUCCCCCAUUGCCUCUAGACCAGGCCUCAGUGGGCAAGUAGGAUGAAUCCAAUUCAUUCUCCCCAUGACUGCCCUCGAAAUACUUGAAGACAGCCCUGACGUCCCCCAGAAUCUCCAGGCUAACUGGCACUUGUUCCUUGGACCCAUCUUCCCUGUCCUCUGGACAGCCUCCAAGUGAUCCAUGUCCGGCUUCCCUGUGCUUCUGGGUGGCCUGAGCAGGGGGGCACCCCUCCCCCAGCACCAGUGACCCGUGUCCUCCUGGGCUGCCGGAUGGACUCAUCCUCCUCGAGCCCUGGAGUCUGCGGGAGGUUCUGGGGCCCAGAGGUGUCCUGGAGGAAAGAACCUCGUUUCUCUUUACCCCUCCGCCCCCGUUUUAGUAGGCAUCCCCCAUCAGCGGGGGCGUGGCAUGACGGCACCCCCUGGAUGCUCGAUGCCCGCUGACAUCACUGCCUCUUUCCGAGGGUCUCCAGGGGUGAUGUCACCACUGCUAUCUAGCCAGCCGCCUCAAUGAUGUCAUUGCCUCCCUCCCGGGCAGCCCCCAAAGAUGUCAUGGCUGCCACCACCUCCAGGACCCCUUCCCCCAUUGUCUUGGCGGUCACCGCUUCCUGGUCUGGCCAGCCGGGACCCCCUGGACCCAAGCAGAGUGGAGGCGGCCUAUCUCUGCCCAGAACAGUCACUUCCUCUUGGAACGUCCAUCAGUGACUUAAUUCUCCCUUCCUGUGGGCUAUUGCCCGCUUUGGACUUGGCCAGUCCUCAUCGGGGGUCCCUGCCCACUGCCAAGGGCAGGAAGGGCCCCUCCUCGUCAUACCACUGCCUCUUCGUCCUCACUGCCGCGAUCUCAGACCCCUCUGACUGCCUUGACCUCAAACAAUCCCAUCCGGGCCUCGGGGUUGUGUUUGGGGGUGAGGGGAUGGGCAGAGUGAAGCCUGGAGGACAGCAGGGGAUGGGGCCGGCCGAGGCGUCUCCCUUUUUCUCUCCCCCAGGGAGCCUUUCUGGUGUUUGGGGGUUCUCCCCCAUUCCCAAUGCACAACUCAUCCUCCCCCUUGUACAUAGCCAUGAUUUGGGGGUGCCUAUACCCCAACACUAAAGGGCUAAAAAAACCCUCCCCCAGCCCGCGGGGCAAGGUGGGAGGGCUCUCCCCAGUUUGUCCCCAGUCAGCCCCCCAAUGCCUGCACUUCUGCCCUCAAGCUCCAUCUGCGCCUUGAUGGUGAACCCAAGCCCUUGACAGGGCAGGGAAAGGAGCUGGGUGGGACUCCCCACAGGCCUCAUGGCAGGACUCCUUUUCUACGGGACUCUUGGCCCCUCGUCUUAUGCCGAGGCCUUCCUCGCCCUCCUCCAGUCUCCGGAAGAGUCCGGGGCCCCGCCAUCGUUCUGUCUCCCACCCAGACUCUGGUCCGCCCCCCUCCUUCCCUCGGCAAGGACCCAGGCGGCAAACCGCCCUAUCUGCCUGGGCUGGCCGUGCCCCUUAGACAAUUAUAAGCCAUAAUGGGGAAGGGCCAGGGCCAGGGGACCAGAAGGGGGUGGAGGAGGCCUUUAGGAGCAGAGCAAAGCCCAGGACAUGCAGUCUCUCCCACUCCCCACAAUUGCUUUCCACCUUUUCUGUGCUGUGAUUGCAGGGGAUGGAGGCAGAGCUCUUGGGGAGAGGACUCUCCCUCCCGUUUUCCUCUCUUUGCUCUGCCUCCUCGGUGAAGCCAGAGUCAUUGUAUCUUUGGGAUUUUUGGAAUAAACAGGUGUUUUCCUG
Messenger RNA from Monodelphis domestica (gray short-tailed opossum), 5626 nucleotides. RefSeq names its product shisa family member 7 (gene SHISA7). Lineage: Eukaryota; Metazoa; Chordata; Mammalia; Didelphimorphia; Didelphidae. The record is from RefSeq and is a predicted model, not a curated record. Gene Ontology annotation, biological process: regulation of short-term neuronal synaptic plasticity; regulation of AMPA receptor activity. Gene Ontology annotation, cellular component: AMPA glutamate receptor complex; dendritic spine membrane; postsynaptic membrane.